AUGAGCAACGAGAAUAUGUACACCAGCGAUUUAUUUUAAUCAACUGUUAUGAGCAAGUCCUAUUAUCAAGUGUUACAAGACUCAAAUUUAAUUGAAUCGUAAGUGUUACAGCCAGUUUGUUAAAUGGCAACAUCUUAAUAUAUGACAUAAUCUAUGUAAAAACCAAAGAAGAUGGAAUUAUUUCAUUAACUGGAUGAAGAGCAUGAUUCAGAAGAUGAAGGAAUUGAGGACUAUAAGAUUGGUGGAUAUCAUCCUGUUCAUGUUGGAGAGGUCCUAUAAAAUAGAUAUGUGGUUAUUCAAAAAUUAGGUUGGGGUCACUUCUCCACAGUAUGGUUAUGUAAGGAUUUUAAAUUUGAUACAUUUGUGGCCAUCAAAAUUUAGAAGUCAGCAGAAAACUACUUGGAAGCAGCUUAUGAUGAAGUUGAGAUAUUAUAAAAGGUGGCUUAACACGUUGGAGAAUAAAAAUGGUUGAAGAAAUUGAUUGAAUAUAAACCAAAUUAGAGAUUGAAUCGUGAUGAUACUCAUGUUGUUUAACUGCUCAAUUCAUUUGUAUAUAGAGGUCCAUAUGGUUGUCAUUUUUGUAUGGUUUUUGAAAUUCUGGGAGUGAAUCUAUUGGAGAUUAUCAAGAGAUAUGAAUUUAAGGGAGUUCCAAUGAGAUUAUGUAGAAAAAUAGCAAAGGAGGUAUUGAUUGGAUUAGAGUUUCUACAUGAUCAUUGUGGAGUGAUUCAUACCGAUUUAAAACCAGAGAAUGUUUUAUUAUAGUUAACUUAAGAGGAAAUAAGAGAUAUCAUUGAAAAUGGUUAAUUGACUAAAAAUUAGAUUUUUAAAGAAAGAUUGGAUUUUUAUCAUUAAUUAUUUGAUAUUAAAAAAGAAGAACCUAUUAAAUUAGAAGAUUCAAUAAAGACAGCUAUUCAUGAGGAAUCGAAAGGAAAUGAUUAGGUUUAAGAAAAUGAAUAAUAGAAAUUGACAAAGAAUCAAUUAAGAAAUCAACAACGAAGAUAAAAGAAGAAGUAAUAAAAAUAAUAGAAACUAUAAGAAAUAGAUAAGUAAAUAGCAGAGGAAGAAUAAUUUAUACAUAAGAAAGAAGAGGAGAUGAAAAUGGAAGAAAAAAGAGACCCUCAAACUAAUUUAUUUUAGAUUGAUAAUAAAUCAUUAUUUAAAUAAAUCUAGAAGAAUGAGUUCUCAGUUAAAGUGGCUGAUUUAGGUAAUGCUUGUUGGACACAUCAUCAAUUUUCAACUCUUAUAUAGACCAGACAAUAUAGAUCACCAGAAGUGUUAAUAGGUGCAAGAUAUAACACUACUGCUGACAUGUGGAGUUUUGCAUGUAUGCUUUUUGAGUUGCUCACAGGUGACUUUUUAUUUGAACCAAGAAAAGGAGCUAAUUUUUCAAAAAAUGAUGAUCAUUUGGCUUAGAUCUAAGAAUUAAUGGGUAAAUUUCCUUUGAAAUUUUCUUAAAGAGGAUUAAAGUCUAAGAGAUACUUUAAUAAGGAUGGGAGCUUACAAAGAAUACCUGUAUUAAACUGUUGGUCAUUAACAGAUGUAUUGAUUGAGAAAUACAAAUAUAAUCCUAAGGAUGCAAAGGAGUUGGGUACUAUUUAAUAUUGAUUUGUAGCUUCCUUUUUGCAACCGAUGCUUAAUCCUUAUCCAGAAAGAAGAGCAACUGCAGCACAGUCAUUACAACAUUCUUGGUUGAGAAGUGAGUCUGAUGGAGUAAAGAUGAACGAAGAGGAAUUGAGAGAAUACAAAAUCUAGAGAGGUUAGGUCGAAUUCAAGAAAGUAUUCUAAUUAUCAUAACUCAUAGACUCCUGAGAGUGAAGAUGAAGAUGCCGAUAGAAGUGAAACACCUGAAUUGAUUUUACCGUUGCCCUCUAGACAUAGAUAUAAGAUAGAACCAAGGUGUGUGAAUCGAAAUGAAAUAGAUAGAUCUUUUACAGAUUUAGGAUAUAUUGGAUUUGGAGAUGGUAUCGAAAUUGAUAUGUUGGAUUCAACAGGCAAUUGGCAAUUCAUUAACUGAU
Messenger RNA from Paramecium octaurelia, 2015 nucleotides. The record is from the annotation of a GenBank genome assembly. NCBI's taxonomy places the organism in Eukaryota, Ciliophora, Oligohymenophorea, Peniculida, Parameciidae.